UGUAACCAAUGAGGUGGUAGAUUGCAUGGCUAACCAGGAAGUGUUUCGAGACUGCCGGUGGCUGCAUGUUGUGGUGAAUAGGUGAAGAUGAACAAGGAUUUGCAAGAUUCCCAUGAACCCCAACCGCUUUCGAUGGCAGAACAGGUGACUGAAGCAACGGCAUCUGGGGUGUUCUGUAGUAGAAUACUCAAUAUGGUAAAUUCAGAGGACGUUAAUGCUAUCAUCCUAGCUCAGAGACACAUGCUUGAUCGUUUUGAGAAAACCAAUGAAAUGUUGCUCAAUUUCAAUGGUCUCUCAAACACACGAUUGCAACAGAUGAGUGAUAGGUUUGCACAUCACACCAGGACACUGGUGGAAAUGAAGAAAGACUUGGACAUCAUCUUUAGAAGAAUCAGGAUGUUAAAAGGGAAACUAGCAAAGCAAUAUCCAGAGUCUUUCAACAAUGUUCAUGAAUCUCCCAUCCUAGAAGAUGAUGAUGAUUUUGACCCAACCCCAAGAAGUGCUGCCACAACUAUUGCCACAUCAGAGCAAAGCACAGAGUCCUGUGACACAAGCCCCUCUAUUAUUUCACCUGCUAUGAGCCAAGACUUUGAGGACUUAUCCCAGGCACCUUCUGACACUCCAUCUGUCAAUGGGCAGAUUCUGACAGAUGAAGAGGUGGUCCAUGAGGAUUAACAGACUAGAGGGUGGAAGCAAUUUCUAAAUUAUGGUUGUGUGCUCUUCUUCAACCUCCAGCACAAUGCAUUGUCAUCCUUCUGCCACCAAGGAGUUCUUGUUAUGCUGCCUGGAAAUAAGCACCCUGCAUUGUCUAAUUACCCUAAGAAGCAAAACAUGGAUCAGUGUAGAGGAAAAGGGUGGUUGAUACAAGAUUUAAGUUUGAGCUAGCUCUUCCCAGGACUCUUAGCUAUUGAUUUUUGGAAAGUUAUUCCUGCACUUUCAGCUUGCUAUUGGUACCAUUACUGCAGAUGCUACCACCCACCUCUCCCUCCAUGUGCUUUUUUUGAACACAUGCUGGUACUUGAAACUUUUUCUUUCCCUUUUUGGUCAACCAUUCUCUUACAUUGUUUUUGCUGCUGCACUUUAACUAGCAUUUAUUCUUAAUUUUGUGCCCAUUCCAUGUUUCUAGCAUCAGCUUACCUUUCUUUUAAUUCCCUGUGUCUUUUGAUCUUUUUGUCUUUUUGCCAUAUUUGCCAUAAUUGUAUGUAGUUCCUGUACAUCUGGUUAAAAAAAUACUGCAGGGAAUUUUAAUUUUUUUUUUCCUGAACAGCACAAUCACAAAUUUGAUCCUUUCCUCAUUGAUUGCAUUUAAUGUUUUAUAAGCUCAAGCCUUGGGUCACACAGUUUAAUGUAGACCGACUUAAUGCUUUGUGAGAAUACCUGAAAGGAAUUUUUUAGAAGCUUGAAAAAGGGAAGAAAAAAAUUAAAAGCAAAAGAUUUAACUUAUCCCAAGAAGGUAUCCGCAUAUCUUUAGAGCACAUAUCUGUAUCUGCUUGAAAAGGAAGUGUUAUUUGUUCUUACAAAAUCAUGGUAUUUAGCACUUAUUUAAUUAUUAAUUUUUUUUAAGCUUUUUCAGCAUCCCUUACAAUAAAAUUAAAUUAUUUGUAACAAAUAUUUGCUGGCUCAGAUAUAAAAAA
Xenopus tropicalis (tropical clawed frog) is the source of this 1634-nucleotide messenger RNA. RefSeq names its product KxDL motif containing 1 (gene kxd1). Bases 88 to 675 code for a protein of 195 amino acids. Lineage: Eukaryota; Metazoa; Chordata; Amphibia; Anura; Pipidae. The record is from RefSeq and is a predicted model, not a curated record. The transcript is spliced from 5 exons. Gene Ontology annotation, cellular component: lysosomal membrane.